AUGCCGCGAAUCGAAGCAGAGCGAGGCGAGCCUGACGAUGCACCACCAUCAUCCAGUUUCAGUCUCAGCAGCAGCAGCAGCAGCAGCAGCGGGACUCGUCAAUGGAGUGGUGCAAGUAGCAGUAAUGGCAUUGGUGGUGCUCGCUCUGGUGGCCUGCUGCAAGACCAGCUGAUGGCGCUCUGCAGCCAGGCCGUCCAAGCGUACCUGCAACAAUCGUCCGUCAGCAGCAGCGAGCCAGAGCAUCACUCAAGUCAAGCACCAGAGUCAUCAUCAGAGUCAUCACAGCCAUCUGAAGCACUCCAAGUCGCACCUGCACUCGGACGGCUGCUGCCUGACAUGGUUGAGCUGCUGCGACGCGCGUUGGACAAUCCGACCAGCAGCACGACCGCCGCCGCCCAGCUUCUGGUUGAGAGCAAGACCGAGUCAAGUUCCAUCAUCGGAAUUGAUGCCACUGCUUUUCGUGCCCCGAGCGACCGCCCCGGAACUGGAACUGGGUCGUCAUCCGCCGUGUCCACGGUCUCAGCCAGCAACUCGUCAACGACCCUGACCGCCGAUUCCGACGACCAAACAUCAUUAUCUGCAUCGACGGCGGGGCCAGUGACCAAGCGACAGCGCUCUGUCUCGAUUGACGCAAACGUCGUGGUGCCAACCUCUGACGUUUCGUCGACAUCCUCCUCUGUAUCCAGUCUGAGAGAUUUGGGCGACCACUGCGACGACGACGAGGACGACGACGAGGACGCAGACGGUAGUACUAGCGCCAGGAACUCGAGCGAUGACGACGACGACGACGACGACGACGACGACGAGGAGAACGACGCCGACAGGUCCACCAUCACCAGCGAGGACGAACUAGACAAGUCACUCGGCCAGCAACGGUCUCGACAGCGUGAGCUGCAGUUGUCAACCUCACCACAAUCAUCCCUUCGUCAAAAACGGCAUCACCUGAGGCGGCAGUCGGUUUGCGAUGAAGGCGUCGACCAAGCUGCUCCCUCAGCCAUCAGGAGGAUUUGGAUCCCGUCGUUCGACACC
This is a messenger RNA of Capsaspora owczarzaki ATCC 30864, 1029 nucleotides long. RefSeq lists its product as hypothetical. The record is from RefSeq and is a predicted model, not a curated record. The annotation marks the transcript as partial. Lineage: Eukaryota; Filasterea; Ministeriida; Capsasporidae. The transcript has a single exon.